Molecule: messenger RNA, 726 nt
Organism: Zasmidium cellare ATCC 36951
Lineage: Eukaryota; Fungi; Ascomycota; Dothideomycetes; Mycosphaerellales; Mycosphaerellaceae
Exons: 1
Coding region: 1-726 (241 amino acids)
Source: RefSeq, a predicted model, not a curated record
AUGUCGCGCUUCUCCACCGUCCUCUUCACAGCCUCGCUGGCUUCCCUCGCCCUCGCCAGAACCGACCUUACUGGCUGCACCUCCACCGACGUCUCAAGCCCUGCUGGCGCCUCCCUCGCCUGGUACGUUCCUGAGACCGGUGAGCUCUGCGAGUUCCUUGACUGUGGUGGUGGCCGCGCUCCACCCAAAACUACAGUGCCUGGCUGCCCAUUGUACUCGGGAACCGCUUCCUACAGCCCGUCCUUCUUGGCCGGCUACGGCUCCGCAACCGCAACCGCAUCCGCCAGCGCUUCUUCCGCCGCUGAGACGACCUCCAGCGCUGAGGCUGCAUCGAGCAGCUCCUACGACCUUUCUUUCAGCUCCACCGAGACUAUGACCGGCGCCUGGUCUGAGACGUCGGAGACCAACACCUCCCUCGACAACAGCGCCGUCGGUAUCACCUCCUACCAGACCGCUUCUGCUUCCUCCUCCAGCUCGGCUACCUUGUCGACCAUCACCUCCUCUUCGACUCCUGGCGCUGUCGGUGGCAGCAGCAGCGGCAACGGCACAUCCACCAGCGACAGCGGCUCUGGCUCCGGCUCUGGCUCCGGCUCCAGCACGAACGGCACCGUCUCGAGCUCCAGCCCAAGCCCAAUCACCAGCAACUCCGGUGCCAUGGAGAACGCCCGUGUCUGGCUCGGUGGAUCUGCGCUGCUUGGCCUUGGUGCCAUCGUUGCUGCUCUCUAG